Molecule: messenger RNA, 3307 nt
Organism: Acomys russatus (golden spiny mouse)
Lineage: Eukaryota; Metazoa; Chordata; Mammalia; Rodentia; Muridae
Gene: Nlrp14
Product: NLR family pyrin domain containing 14
Biological process (GO): regulation of inflammatory response
Cellular component (GO): cytoplasm
Molecular function (GO): protein binding
Source: RefSeq, a predicted model, not a curated record
AUGGCAGACACAUAGAUGACCUUUUCUUCCUUUUCUAAAUUUGCACUGCUGUUUUAUUUGGAUGAUCUGAGCAAUGAGGAAUUAAAUAAAUUCAAGUUACUCUUAAAGAGGAACACAGGUACUGCUCAAUACCAUGCCUGGGCUGCACUGAAGGCCAAAGAACUGGCUUACUUCUUGAACAGAUAUUAUUGAGAAGGGUAGACCUGGAAGGUAGCCCUCAAAACCUUUAGGAACAUGAGCCUGAGAGAUAUGAGUAAAAAGAACAAAACAGAAGCCAACUGGUCAACAAAGACCAUGGAGUCGGAGGAUGCUGAGGCGAUGAAAGACCAAGUUUCUGAAGAGAAAAUGUUAGCUGAUGACAUAGACUACAGAACUGUAAUAAAGGAAAACUUUUGCAUUGUAUGGGAUAAGAAUUCUUUGCUUGGAUUAUCUGCAACUUUAAAUCAUGCAAUUACUCAGAAAGACCAAAAGCUGUUGGAGAGUAUGUUUGAUGUGAAUAUCCAAACGUACAAGUUGCCACAAACAGUAAUCCUUCAUGGAGCUGCUGGAAUUGGGAAGACAACGUUAUUGAGAAAGGCAAUGCUAGCAUGGGCAGAUGGCAAUCUCUAUAAGGAAUUUACCUAUGUUUUUUAUCUCAGUGGGAGAGAAAUUAGUCAAAUGAAGGAGAGAAGCUUUGCCCAGUUAAUAUCAAAAAACUGGCCUAGGGCUGAAGGCCCCAUUGAACAGAUCCUCACUCAGCCCAGUAACCUCCUGUUUAUAAUUGAUAGUUUUGAUGAACUGGACUUCUCCUUUGAAGAGCCAGAGUUUGCACUGUGUAGAGAUUGGACCCAGGAGCACCCAGUGUCCUUUCUCAUUAGUAGUUUGCUGAGGAAAGUGAUGCUCCCCGAGUCAUUCUUAUUAGUAACAACUAGAUCCCCAGCUUGGAAGAGAAUAUUGCCUUUGUUGCAUAACCCUCAUAGCGUAAAGCUGCCAGGACUGCCUAAGAAUGUAAGGAUGGAGUACAUCAGCCAUUUGUUGAAAGAUAAGGCAUGGGCUAUGUAUGCGAUCUGUUUAAUAAGAAAGAAUGACAGGCUUUUCAACAUGUGCCAUGUCUGCCACGUGUGCCAGAUGAUCUGCACUUGUCUGAAGGAGCACGCGGAGAAAGGUGGCGACGUUGCAGUGAUCUGCCACACCACCACAGCUCUGUUCACGUGCUAUGUCUGCAGCUUAUUUCCACACAUAGUUGGGAGCUCCUCUGCUCUGCCCAAUGAAACCGUGCUGAGGAACCUGUGCCAGGCAGCCGCUGAAGGCGUUUGGACGACAAAGCAUGUGCUCUACCAGAAAAAUCUCAGAAAGCAUGAGCUAACCAGAGAUGACAUCUCAGUUUUUCUGGAUGCAAAGGUCCUUCAGAGGGACACAGAGUAUGAAAACUGCUACACGUUCGCUUACCUCCACGUUCAGGAGCUUUUUGCAGCUUUGUUUUAUUUGCUGAGAGAUAAUCCAGAUAAAAAAGACUGUCCCUCCAAACCUUUCGAAAACCUGUAUCUGUUGCUUGAAAGCAACCAUUUGCAUGACCCCCAUUUGGAACAGAUGAAAUGCUUUUUGUUUGGUCUAUUGAAUAAAGACCGAGUACGACAACUGGAGGAAACUUUCAACCUUACGAUAAAUAUGGACAUAAAAGGUGAGCUACUUUCGUGUCUGGAAGCGUUGAAAAAGGAUGACUCUUCUCUGUCACAGCUGAGGUUUCUAGACUUGCUUCACUGUCUGUACGAGACUCAAGACGAAGAAUUCAUAACUCAGGCACUGAGCUAUUUCCCCAAGGUUGCCGUGAAGGUUAACGAAGAAACCCAAUUGCUUGUAUACUCAUUUUGUCUUAAGCACUGCCACUCCCUACAGACUGUCAAACUGACUGCGGUGGCAGAGUUGACGAAUAUGUUGCACGUGGACCCCACAGAUGAAACUUGCCUCAAGGAUGCUGCUGUUCAAAUCACUCACUACUGGCAAGAUCUGUUUUCUGUGCUUCAUACAAAUGAAUGCCUGAGAGAAAUGGAUCUGUAUGAAAGCAAACUUGAUGAAUCGUUGAUGAAAAUUUUAAAUAAAGAAUUAAGUGACCCAAGAUGUAAACUACAAAAACUACUGCUCAGAGAUGUCUGUUUCCUGAAUAGCUGCCAUGACUUUAGUUUUCUGGCUUCUAGCCAUACCCUGACACAUCUUGACCUGAAAGAUACUGACUUAGAAAAACAUGGAUUAGAAAGCUUAUGUAAAGCCUUGAAAUGCCAACAGUGUAAAUUACGGGUGCUGAGGUUGGAAUCCUGUGACCUGAACGCAUUCCAUUGUCUAAUUCUAUGUGAGGCUCUCUACAGAAACAGUAGCCUGGUGUUUCUGAAUCUGUCCACCAACAAUCUGACAAAUGAUGGGGUGAAGUCGUUGUGUGAGGUCCUGGAAAACCCAGACUGUCAUCUAGAGAGACUGGUCUUAGCAAGCUGUGGCUUCACAAAAGCUGUUUGUGGUGUUCUUUCUGAGGCUCUCACCAAAAGCAAGAGGCUGACGCAUUUAUGUUUGUCAGACAACAACUUGGAAGAUGAAGGGAUAGAGCUUCUCAGUGACGUCUUGAAGCAUCCACAGUGUACCCUACAGAGCCUUGUGUUGAGGAAUUGCUUUGUCACUUCGCUUGGUAGCGAGUUUCUCGCCACCGCCCUGCUGAACAAUAGGAGUUUGAUACAUCUGGACCUGGGAUUUAACUCACUCAAGGAUGAUGGAAUAAACCUCCUGUGUCACAUCCUUCAGGAGCCAACAUGCAGUCUUCAGGAGUUGGAGUUGAUGGGCUGCGUUCUCACGAGUGAUUCUUGUCUGGAUCUGGUUUCUGCUCUUGUGAACAACUCAAGCCUCUGGAACCUAGAACUCGGGAACAACAACUUGAAGAAUAGUGGCCUGCAAAUUCUGUGUCAAGCUUUAAAAGAUCCAAGAUGCCACAUUCAGAGGCUAGGAUUGGAAAACUGUGGUUUAACCCCUGACUGCUGCCAGGAACUCUUAGCUCUUUUUUGUAAGAACCAAAGUUUGGUACACAUGAACUUAAUGAAGAAUGGCCUUGAUCAUGAAGUAAUUAGGACUUUAUGUACAGUCUUGAGGUCUCCAACAUGCAAAAUGGAAUUUCUAGCGUUGGACAAAAAGGAAAUUUUCAGGAAGAAAAUCAGGAAGUGUCUGGACGAUGUCAGAAUUAACAAUCCAAAAUUGGUCAUUAGGUCACACUAUCCUAAUACAGAAAGUGAGUCCUGGUGGCAGUAUUUCUGAAGAACCUCAUGGCCCUUUAAAAGUUAAAAACAUAACU